This is a messenger RNA of Branchiostoma floridae (Florida lancelet), 1514 nucleotides long. RefSeq names its product thioredoxin domain-containing protein-like. Lineage: Eukaryota; Metazoa; Chordata; Leptocardii; Amphioxiformes; Branchiostomatidae. The record is from RefSeq and is a predicted model, not a curated record. The transcript has 8 exons. The coding region runs from base 3 to 959 and encodes 318 amino acids.
AAAUGGCGGCGCCCAGGUACACAUUUUCCGUGCUGGUUGUAUUGAUUUUCCUGUUUUCGCCUGUGUACAUCGCUCAGAGGCCACCUCCUGGUGCGAUCGUACCUACUACAGAUGACCUGAGGAGACUGGUGGCUACGGAGGAGCUUGUCUUGGUGAAUUUCUAUGAGCCCAGCUGUGAGGAGUGUAAGGCGUUCUACCCUGUGUAUACAGAAUUGGCCCAGGAGCUGGAACAAGUAGAUGUUGUGUGUGUGUCGCACAAUGGACCACUGCCGGAGUAUGGGGUCAACAGUUUUCCUAGGAUACUGUUCUUCAGGAAGGGCAGCCCUGUGCUGUACGAUGGUGCCCUGAUGCAUGAGGACCUGUAUGAGUGGCUAGAGUUAACCAGACAGCCCAACCUUCAGCAGCUAUUUGAGGAUAACUUUGAACACCUGACUCAGGCCUCUACUGGAGCAACUACAGGGGACUGGCUUGUCAUGUUCUCAUCUGAAUCAUGUGUGGACUGCAAAGUGGCCAUACCAGUCCUGGAUGCUGUUGCCACCAAGGUGAAGGGGAGACAGAAUGUUGCAGUUGUCGACGUGGAGAAAAAUCCUCAACUCAAGGACAGAUUCAAGGUCACUGAAGUGCCAACAAUAAUCUUCUUCCGCCUAGGGAAGAUGUACACCUACAACCUCCCCAAGAUGGACAUCCCGACUAUCAAAUCCUUCAUGGAGGGAUGGUACAAAAACGUGCGAGCAGAGGCAGUACCCGGCAUUCCCACACCAUUUGACCAACUUGUAGAAAAGAUCGUGGAUCACCUAAAGGCCUUUGUGGCCACAGUGAAGACAGAUGGAGCGGUGACAGCACUGACAGGAAACCUUGUGGUCAUGGUCACGUUGGCAGGGCUGUUUGUUGUCAUAGUAACCAUUGUUGUUUGCCUUACGUGUACAUGUAAACAAGACCAAAAACUCAAAACAGAAUAACCUAAUAUGUUCAAGGUAUUUUUUUCCAUCAUAAGGCUAUUUAUUUAUGCUUUUCAACAUAGAAUUUACUAUGCGUCGGUAGACCUCUUCUUUGUUUCUGCGGAUAUACUUUUCCCGCAUUGCUGAAAAUAGCUAGACUAUGGGGAAUUGAUCAAACUAGUUUAGGUCCUUCCCACAUGCAUACAUGUGUAUAUGGUGUAUAGGGUGGUGUCAAUCUCUGUCACAAUGGCCCAUGGGCCACACAAAAUUGUAAAAUCAUUACAACAGGGUCUGUGUUAAACUCUUGUACUAUUUCCCAAAUGCUAAUUGCUAAGCAGAGAAAGCAGUUGGCACUUUUGUAUAACUAGAUGAGAUGUGGAAUUCACAGCCUACUGAAUACAUGGCAAACACUCCACUCAUGUGGCUUAUUGUAUGGACUAGUAUACUGUGGACAAUUGGCAUAAAAUUGAAGAAUUGGUCUCUAAGUGCUGAUGCUGUAGAUGUAAAAUGAGGACAAUUUUAGUACUUCCUCCUAAUUGAUGUUUGGUUUUGUUGAUUUGUGAAUGAUAGUAUUUU